This is a messenger RNA of Prunus armeniaca (apricot), 408 nucleotides long. Lineage: Eukaryota; Viridiplantae; Streptophyta; Magnoliopsida; Rosales; Rosaceae. The record is from the annotation of a GenBank genome assembly.
AUGAUUAAAAAUGGAAAGUGGCAGUGCACGAGUGGAGGUAGUGUGCUUGGUGGUCUUGAUGUGGCAUGGAAAUAUGCUCGUCCAAUAGAAGACAAUAAGCAUGAUUUGAUCCACAUAAGAGUAAAGAAGUGCAAAGAAGUACCACCAGAUAUUAAGAAGGAGGUAAUUACAUGGAUAAAGGAUAAAGAGUCUAGCAAACAACAUAAGAAAUCUGUUGAAGAAAACAUAAGAUCUACAGCAAGAGGGGGAUACAUGGGCAAUAAAAGUAGCAAUCCUGUUAAUGAUGAUGAUGAUGAUGAUGAUGAUGAGGAUGGAUAUGCAGAUCCUCCAUACGUGCACCUUGCGGAGAAAGAAGAUUACCUUGCUGCCAUUAGAGCUUUGAAGCAAGAAGAAUGGUUUAGACAAUGA